CGGGCCCAUCCCAGGCCAGUGUCAAGGUCUCUCCCAAGGACACUGAGAUGAAAACAGCAGAAGAGCCAACCUCGAGUCUUGGGCAGAUCUUGGAGUGGCUGAGAAAAGAGCUGGCUGAGAUGCAGGUCCAAGACCAGAGACUCCUGCUCACGCUGAGGCAUCUUCACAGCAUCCUGGAGGAGCUGCGUGCAGAGAGCGCCCACUGGGAGGAUGCCAGGUCCAGUGGUGGGACCUCCCCCAUCAGAGCUCGAGCAGACUCUGAAGGCAGAGGCCGCCAGCCCUUCUCCUCCAGGGGCCUGGCCCAUCUCCUCCAAGGGGUAGACAGCAGACGAAGCUCCCUCCCUUAAUGGGCCAGAGACGUCCUUGGCCUUGAACCCUCCCUGCACUGAUCUACACUUUGAUUGUGAUGUUGUUGGGAAAAAGCACUGGAAUGGGAGUCAGAGAGUCUGGGCUCUGGAUUCACCCCUGUCCUCCUCCACCGUAUGUCCCUGGACCUGUCACUCAACUUCUCUGUGUCCCUCUUUCCUCUCCUGUCACUUAGGGUUUUUGCACAAAUAAGGUAUCAGCUAUGAACACACAAACAUGGUACAUGGCUUCUGGCAAGCCCCCUAGAGGUAAUCCUAUUCUUGGGGAUUUCUCACAAAGUGAUUGUGGAAACAAAGAAAGAGCUCGUUGUGCCAAGAUGUUUAUCUAGUGUUGCCAUGGUGAAAAACAGCACUCUGUAUAGCGAGUUAAUGGUUGUUUUCUGUCUUCUCAGCAGGACUUCUUAUACCCCUUUAUCUGAAAGCAACAGGCCCUGCAGCCACUCUAGCCCAGGAGAUGGGCAUGUGACCAGGCCUAGCCAAUUACAAUUCGUGGUCAUUCUAACAACACGAUUGGCCCAGUGGGAGAGCCAAUCAGAGCCCUUCUCUGGGAUUGCUCUUUGGGUGCUUGUUCCACUGCACUUGUUCAAAGGUGGAGCUGCCAGUGGCCAUGUUCCAUGUCUGCAGAGAAAGACUUGCCUGCAGUAGGAAAGAAAGAGGCUAAUCUUCAAAGAAAAGCAGAGAGAGGGCCACACAAGGAUGGGCAGAGAGGAAGGGUGCUGGGUUUUUUCAGUCCCUGGUUUCUGUGAGUUACUCCUGCUGUCUUUCCAGCAGAAGCCGGUAAAUUCCACCAUCACCACCCAUAAAUACACACAUGAGUUUGUUUUUGCUUAAGCUAAUUUGAGCAGGGUUUUUCUCAAUUGCAAUCAAAAUGUCCUGAGGAAUACAAUCCAAAUGGUCAAAGAAGCAAAGAAGAGAAAUCAUGAAAAAAAAAAAUGGCAUUUCACUCAUUCAGAGGUGGCAACAAAAACCCUGUUUGGCAGGCAGGCAACAAGGUGUGUGAUGUGGCAGAGCUCUCCAUUGUGCUGUAGUCACAACUUUGAAAGAUUAUAUCCGCCUAGAAGGACCUGAAAAUGGAACAAGUGAAAAUAAAGGUGUUAAGAUGGUCCGAUUCCUAUCAGGCCUUUUCAGUUUUGAAAAUCAUCUUGCAUGUUGUUAGGAUAUUGUUUUUAAUGGCUUUGAAAAAGUAAACCCAUUGCAUACAGAGGCAAAGGGGGUGUUUGCAUUAUACGUACAAUGUUUAUAGUCAGACU
This is a messenger RNA of Phacochoerus africanus (Common warthog), 1615 nucleotides long. RefSeq names its product chromosome 3 C20orf202 homolog (gene C3H20orf202). Bases 48 to 347 code for a protein of 99 amino acids. The transcript has 2 exons. Lineage: Eukaryota; Metazoa; Chordata; Mammalia; Artiodactyla; Suidae. The record is from RefSeq and is a predicted model, not a curated record.